UUGUAGAAUGAACAUCCUGCUUAGUUUUUAGAGUGUUUUACGAUAACACUAAUAAUAAUAUUUACUACUUUACUGAACUUCAGAAGAGUGAAUAUAUGCGCAUAAUAUGCACGUAUGUUUGCUUUUAUGUAUGUAUGUGUGUGAGUGUGUGUGUUUUAGUAUUCAUUCAUACUUAAAUACACACAUACACACACAUAGAAUAAGCUUCGUGAUCGAGGUGACAGUAGCCAAAUAUCUUAUUAAUAUAUCUAUGUAUGUAUGUAUGUACGUAUAUAUUUGCAGAGGUGAUCUGAUCAUAUGCCUUCCGCUUUUCUAAUUAAUAAAUUUUUGUUGUUCCCAAUUUUUGUCGCUAAGUCGUUCACUCAUUCUCUCUCUCUCUUCCUGCGUGUCUUCAUUUAUGCAUGACUUGAUUUAAAUAAUCGCAGUGCAUUCUUAACACAGUCACAUUGAAGAAAGUGGUAAUUGUGUAAACAAACCUACAAAUGCAUGAAAUAAAAUAAAAAUUGGUUACUUCAUGGUUGCUAACUGCAAUUUUUUGGCAUUAAUAAUAAUAGUAUUUUGUAAUCAUAUGUAUUAUACUGAGGAUUUCUUUAUUAGAACAUAUCAAGUUGUCAUUAAUUAUGAAUUUUCAUCAUUAUUUGAUUGUACUGCAUUUGAUUGUUACCUUAUAUUUCCGCUAUUGGUUAUUUAGAGGAAUAUGAUUUUAUUGAGGUUAAAAGUAACAUUUAUUGUGAUAAAAUAUGAAGCAUGUUUAUAAAAAUCAUAAACCUUACAUUUGAUUGUACAGUUUGCAAAUAAUAAUCAUAAACAGAGUAUCUUUGCCUUCGUUAAUUCUUCUCAGUCAAUCUGUUAUCACCCCCUCUUCUUUCGUGUCCCUACUUCAUUUCACUUCUCCGCUAACACAAAUUGUCAUUGUUUAUCCGAAGACGUUAGUCGACAUACCGUUGUUUUUUUAUUCAUUGCCCACCCAAAGGGGAAAUUAGGCCUUCAAAUUUUGAGUUUUCAAUUUUCGGUAGGAGUGUUGGUGGUAGGGGUUCUUACCUUCAUGCACAACCUUCCCUCAUUGUGAGAUUACUAACAGCUAAUAAACUAAAUGAGGUUUAAGACUGCAUUGGCCAGGAAUUGAUAACUCCAUAACUCCCUUGAGGUUUGAGAGCAUUCUACUCUUGAACCACCGAUGAAGUACUCGAUAAACUAUUUAAAUCCAUAUAUAAGUCGUAUACACUACAGAAAUGCCCGGUUUAAUGGCAUUAAGAAAACGUGCUAAAACUGAUCAGCCUUUAAAAGGGGCUAAAGUUCUUGGCUGUACACAUGUGACUGCACAUACUGCUGUCCUUUUGGAAACAAUGGUUUGUCUUGGUGCUCAAGUUCGAUGGUGCGCUUGUAAUAUAUAUUCAACUCAAAAUGAAGUUGCUGCAGCCUUGGCAGAGGCCGGUUUUCCUAUAUACGCAUGGAAAGGUGAAACUGAAGAGGAUUUCUGGUGGUGCAUUGAUCGGUGCAUAUCUGCUGAAGGUUGGACUCCCAAUGUGGUUUUAGAUGAUGGUGGUGAUUUGACUCAUCGUCUACACAAAGAACAUAAAGAAUUACUACCUGGAAUAUGCGGAAUUGUUGAAGAAAGUGUAACUGGGGUUCAUCGACUUUAUCAAUAUGUUAAGUCUGGUACACUGGGUGUUCCAGCAAUGAAUGUUAGUGAUAGUAUAACAAAAUCGAAAUUUGAUAAUUUCUAUUUGUGCAAAGAAUCUAUUGUUGAUGCUUUAAAACGAACUACAGACAUGAUGAUCAGUGGAAAGACUGUGUUAGUGUGUGGUUAUGGCGAAGUUGGAAAAGGUGUUUGUCAAGCUUUGAGAGGAUUAGGCGCAUUUGUUUGCAUUUCUGAAAUUGAUCCAAUUUGUGCUCUUCAAGCUUGUAUGGAUGGUUUUCGUGUUGUCAAAGUUGACGAAGUUAUUCGAUCUGUUGAUAUUGUGGCUACAUGUACAGGGAAUAAAGGUGUUAUUACUAGAGCACUUAUGGAUCAGAUGAAAAGUGGUUGUGUUGUCUGUAAUAUGGGUCAUUCUAAUACUGAAAUUGAUGUUCGAUCCCUACAAACUCCUGAUUUAACUUGGGAACGUGUUCGAUCACAAGUAGACCAUGUUAUUUGGAACGAUGGAAAGCGUAUAAUUCUUAUAGCUGAAGGACGUUUGGCAAAUCUAAGCUGCUCAACUGUUCCUUCGAUUGUUGUCUCUGUUAGCGCCAGUACUCAAGUGUUAGCUCUUAUUGAAUUGUACAAUGCUCCCGCUGGUCGUUAUAAAAGUGAUGUUUACUUGCUACCGAAAAAAAUGGAUGAAUAUGUGGCAACCUUACAUCUUCCACUGUUUAACGCUCGAAUCACAGAAUUGACAGAUGAACAAGCUCGAUAUUUGGGUGUGAAUAAAACAGGUCCAUUCAAGCCAAGCAAUUACAAGUACUGAAGAAGUCACUAUUUCUACGUUUCAAUUUUCUUCUCCAUCCUCUUGAUUGUCGAUGCGUUAACAAAUUGAGAAAAUGUCUUCCCGUCUCUGUAAUUUAGCUCAACUUUUGUGGCAGUUAACACAAGGAAACACGAGAAUCUGUAUAAUUCUACUUAUGAUGUGUGUGUGUGUCUGUGUACGCAUGCAUAUAUCAAUGUGUUUAUUUAUAUCAUAUUAGUGACUAAUCUCCUCUUUUUUUGUUCCUGCUGAUUUUGAUUUUGUUACUUUUAAGCACAUUCCAGUUCAUUCUGUAGCAAUAAACCAGCUGUCUCGUUUGUUUGUUUGUUUUUCAUUCUUUUUUCUCAGUUUCUCAGACUUUCCAUAUCCUACUCAAAAUGGAAUGGUUUAAAUUGUGAUUUUCUUGUGGGAUUUUUCUCUUGAUGAUAAGUUUUACUAGAGUCUAUAGUAUAACUGCAUUCUGGUGUGAAGUUCUUCACAUCAUCCGUUAAGUCUAUAGUGCCUGAUUAUAUGACUAAGCAUUUUCUUCCUUAUCUAUUUCCUCUCUUUUUCUUUUUACUCAUUAGUAGUUUUGAUAAAUUUAAUGUGAAAUGUGAAAUACUACUACUUACUAUUCUAUGUACGUUUUCAAAAUAAUUAUGAUAAGCACUGAUCAUCUAAUCUGUGGUAGAGAAUAACAAAUUGAUAUUAGACACAACUCUCGACUUAUUGAUCUUGAUUAUUCGAUGUUAAAUUUUUCUUACUAUGUAUGGAUUCAGUUUCUGUCUAUAUAUAUAUAUAUAUAUAUAU
Trichobilharzia regenti is the source of this 3233-nucleotide messenger RNA. The record is from the annotation of a GenBank genome assembly. Lineage: Eukaryota; Metazoa; Platyhelminthes; Trematoda; Strigeidida; Schistosomatidae.